CCUCUUCCAGGUCCUGGGCCCGCCUCCUUUCGCCCCGACCCGGUAGUCAACCGGAGAUCACGUUGCGAGCAGUGGAGACGUCGUAGACUAUACCAGCUUCCGGGACUUGUCCAGAUAGCUGCGACUCAGCCCAAGAUUCCCAAGGCCACGAGAGACUACUGUUAAUUCUGUCUAAAAUGGGUGUAAAGAAGAAGAGAGAAAUGCAGGUUACUGCAUUGACUGUUCGUCAUCAGGACCUUGAAACUUUGAGAUCUUUUGCUGAUGUGGAAGGGAAGAAUCUAGCUUCUUUGCUGUUAAAUUGUGUGCAACUGAAGGAUGGAGUGUCACAAAUCCAUUAUGUUAAACAGAUUGUGCCUUUACUGGAGAAGACAGAUGAAAAUGGUGUAUGUGAUCCAGCUAUUCAGAAGUGUUUGGACAUUUUAGCAGGCAUUUAUUAUUCUUUGAGUGUAAAGAAUCCCUUGAAGAAAUUAUUGGCAAGUUCACUGAAUGGCUUACCUGAAUUUUUUCAAACUGAGGCUAUACACAGUUUCACUUCUCAUCUUGAAGAAGAAUUGAAUACUACUGAUCUGUACUCUUAUAGGAAAGUUGUUGACAAUAUAUCUUCCUGUAUGGAGAAUUUUAACUUGGGUAGAGCAAGUGUUAAUAAUCUGCUUAAAAAUGUGCUUGAUUUUCUGCAGAAGAGUUUAACUGAAAUCUUGGAAGAAAAUAGAAAAUUUGCCGGAAAUCAUAUUGUUCAAACACAGUUGAUGAAUGACUUGUUGGUAGGCAUUAGAGUUUCAAUGACAUUAGUACAGAAAGUGCAAGAUUUCCAGGAAAAUCUGUGGAAAGCUUCCAGUUCUCCCAUAUGGGGAAGUAUGUGUGGCUUGCUGGGUAUUUUCACCAAGUUUUUAAGUGACGGUGACCUAUUACAGACAAUUCAGAGUACAUCUGGAUUAGCUGUUAUUCUUUUUAUUAAGACUAUGUUUCAGCCAUCUGAAAAUAUUCCUGAGUUGAUUAGCAGUUUACUUCUCCGUUCAGUGGACCAUACCAAGGUCCCCGAGUGGUUAAUGAGCAGCUGCAGGAGCCUUUGUUGUGCUGACAUCCCUGGGUCAGCUCUCUUAUUCCUGUGUCAGGGGACACUUGCGAUGUUGGACUGGCAGAAUGGUGGCAUGGGCCCGGGUGGGGAGGCCCUGCUCUUGGAUACUGUGCAUGUUUUGUUCACCUUGAGUUCACAGAUUAAGGAAUCAACACUGGAAAUGUUUCUGUCUAGAAUCCUUUCAUUGUGGACAAAUUCAGCGAUACGUAUCCUUGAAUCAAGUUCUCCAAGCCUGAAGGACAGUCUGAAUGGGAAUUCAAGCAUAGUUGGGAGACUUUUGGAAUAUGUCUAUACCCACUGGGAACAUCCCUUGGAUGCUCUCAGACACCAGACCAAAAUCAUAUUCAAAAAUCUUCUCCAGAUGCACCAGCUCACUAUGAAAGGGGCAGAUUUGGUCACUGAUCCUUUCUUUUUGGGAUUGACUAAGAGUCUUCUGCUAUUGGAAUGGCAUAUUAAAGGAAAAUACACAUGCCUUGGCUGUUUGGUAGAAUGCAUAGGAAUUGAACAUAUUUUGGCAAUAGAUAAUACUGUUCCAUCUCAAAUCUUGAAGGUGAUGGGGGAGCAGUCGUUAGUACCCUAUGCAAGUGACCUCUUGGAAACCAUGUUUAAAAAUCAUAAGAAUCAUUUGCAAUCCCAGAUUGUUGACAUCACUUGGAUUGACCAGUGGCAUGAGACGUGGGUUUCACCUCUCCUUUAUAUACUGUGUGAAGGAAACUUGGAUCAAAAAUCGUAUGUGAUUGACUAUUACUUGCCAAAAUUACUGAAUUACAGCCCUGAAAGCUUAAGGUACAUGGUAAAGAUUCUUCAGACUUCCAUUAAUGCUAAAAAUGGGUCCUGUCAUAGCAGAGGGGCUCUGGGAGCUUUGAUGGCUUGUCUGCGAACAGCCAGAACUCAUGGACAUCUUCAGUCUGCAACCGAUGCCUGGGAGAAUCUUGUGUCUAGUGCAAGAAUAAAGCAAGGAUUAAUUCAUCAGCACUGCCAAGUACGGAUAGAUACAUUAGGCUUGCUUUGUGAAAGCAGUCGAAGCACAGAAAUUGUUUCUGCAGAAGAAAUGGAGUGGAUUCAGUUCUUCAUCAUGUACAAUCUUAAUAGCCAGUCUCCAGGAGUACGGCAGCAGAUCUGUUCUCUUCUCAAAAAGUUGUUUUGUAGGAUACAAGAAAGUUCUCAGGUACUUUAUAAAUUGGAGCAAGGUAAAUCCAAGCAUGAACCAGAGAAUGAGCUAACCAAAGAGCAGCCUUCUGUUUCUUUACAGAAAUACAAGAAUUUCAUGUCAUCCAUUUGCAACAGUCUUUUUGAAGCACUGUUUCCUGGAUCUUCCUACUCAACUAGAUUUUCGGCUUUAACCAUUUUAGGCUCAAUAGCUGAAGUUUUUCCUGUAUUAGAAGGUAGAGUCCAAGUGGUGUAUCAGCUGAGUCAUGAUAUUGAUGCUGGUCGUUUCCAAACACUAAUAGAAUGUUUCACCAGCACUUUUGAAGAAGUAAAAACUUUAGCAUUUGAUCUUCUCAUGAAGUUAUCAGUAACAGCUGUACAAUUUCAGAAUGCUGAGAAACUGCAAGGCUUAUUUGAAGCAGCUCUGGAGCUCAGCACAAGCACAAAACCAUAUGACUGUGUAACAGCCUCCUAUCUGCUGAACUUCUUGAUCUGGCAGGAUGCUGUGCCAUCAUCCCUAUCUGCCUACUUAACCCAUGGUGCUGCAUGCAGCUCUGGAGAUAAGCCUGCUGCUGUGGUGGAAAGGAACACAUUCAUGGUUAUCAAAUGCUUGAUGGAAAAUCUUGAUGAAGAUGUGUCUCAGGCUGAAAACUCUCUUCUUCGGGCAGCAGCAUCCUUCCCAAUGUAUGGGCGCAUCCACUGUGUAACAAGAGCUCUGCAGAAGUUACCACUAGACCGCCUGAAGCUGGUGAGUGAGUGGACACCUGUGGUGGAGAAGCUCCUAUUGCUGUCCUACAGGAUUUCAGCUGUGGUGGCUCCGGUCAUUCAGAGCUCCUCUCCUGAGGGCCUCAUCCCCAUGGACACAGAUUCAGAGUCAGCAAGCCGCUUACAAGUGAUUCUCAAUGAGAUUCAGCCACGAGAUACUAAUGAUUAUUUCAACCAAGCCAAAAUACUGAAAGAAUGUGAUAACUUUGAUUUGGAGGACUUGAAAGCCAGUGUGUCAAAUAUUGAUACUUCUGUAGAUAUCAAAGGUAAAGAAGGAAAAACAUAUGAUGUAACUGCUCAGAUGGUGCUCGUAUGUUGUUGGAGAAGCAUGAAGGAAGUUGCUUUACUUUUGGGCACCCUAUGCCAGCUUCUACCCAUGCAGCCUGUACCAGAGUCAUCUGAUGGAUUAUUGACAAUGGAGCAGGUGAAGGAAAUAGGAGAUUACUUUAAGCAACACCUUUUACAGUCCAGGCACAGAGGAGCAUUUGAACUGGCUUAUACGGGUUUUGUGAAACUCACUGAAAUACUAAACAGGUGCCCUAAUGUGAAUUUGCAAAAGCUGCCAGAACAGUGGUUAUGGAAUGUUUUGGAGGAAGUUAAAUGCAGUAACCCUUCAUCCAAACUCUGUGCUACACGGCGCAGUGCUGGGAUCCCUUUCUACAUACAGGCAUUGUUGGCAUCUGAACCAAAGAAAGGCAAAAUGGAUUUGUUGAAAAUAACAAUGAAAGAGUUAAUCCUUUUGGCUGGGCCUGCAGAUAACUCACAGAGCACAGUCCCCCAGGUCCAUGCUCUAAAUAUCCUUCGAGCGUUGUUUAGAGACACACGUCUGGGAGAAAAUGUCAUUCCUUUCGUUGCUGAUGGAGCCAAGGCUGCGAUUCUAGGCUUUACCUCACCAGUCUGGGCAGUGCGAAAUUCAUCUACACUUCUCUUUAGUUCCUUGAUCACAAGAAUAUUUGGAGUUAAACAGGGAAAGGGUGAACAUUCCAAAACAAACAGAAUGACAGGCAGAGAGUUUUUCUCUCGAUUUCCAGAGCUCUAUCCCUUUCUUCUCAAACAAUUGGAAGCUGUAGCUGAUACAGUGGACAGUGAUGUGGGAGAACCAGAUCGCCAUCCAAGCAUGUUCCUCUUGCUUUUAGUAUUGGAGAGACUCUAUCCUUCCCCAAUGGAUGGCACUUCUUCUGCUCUCAGCAUGGCACCUUUCAUCCCCUUCAUUAUGAGGUGCAGUCGCUCACCUGUCUACCGCUCCCGGGAAAUGGCAGCUCGUGCCUUGGUCCCAUUUGUCAUGAUAGACCAGGUCCCCAAUACUAUCCGAGCCCUGCUGGCCACACUGCCUAACUGCACUGACCAGUGUUUCCGGCAAAACCAUAUUCAUGGGACCCUUCUCCAGGUUUUUCAUUUAUUACAAGCCUAUGCAGACUCCAAACACAGGAUGGACUCGGACUUUCAGCAGGAGCUGACUGACAUCACUGUCUGUACAAAAGCCAAACUCUGGCUGGCCAAGAGGCAAAAUCCAUGUUUGGUGACCAGAGCUGUAUAUAUUGAUAUUCUCUUCCUGUUGACUUACUGCCUCGACAAACCCACAAAGGGCAACCAGCCAGUUCUGGAGAGACUUGGCUUCUGGGAGGAAGUCAGAGGGAUUGUCUCAGGAUCAGAGCUGAUAACAGGACUCCCCUGUACGUUUAAGGUACCAGGCCUGCCCCAGUACCUCGAGAGCCUCACCAAACUAGCCAUCGCUGCAGUGUGGGCAGUGCUAGCCAAGGCCAGAGAGCAGACAAGGGAUGUGCCCAUCACCUUCUCACAGCUGCUGGGCUCUUCCUUUCCUGAAGUGCGUUUGCUCACCCUAGAAGCCCUAUUGGAAAGGUUCUCAGCAGGAUCCUCUCAAUUGGGCGAGCAGGGACUUUCAUAUUUGCUGCACAAUAUGGGAGAAGACUUCCUGAAGUUGGCCAUGAAGGAAAGCCACCCGGAGUGUCUCUGCAAGAUACUAAGGAUUCUCCAUUGCAUGGACCCCAGUGAAUGGCUUCCCCUCACAGAGCGCUGUAUCCAUCUAACCCCCAAGGAGUUUUUGAUCUGGACCAUGGAUAUUGCUUCCAAUGACAGAUCUGAAAUCCAGGGUGUGGCUCUGAGACUUACCUCCAAAGUGAUUGCCUACCACAUGAAAACACAUGAAGAGAACAGGGACUCGCUGGCCCCUCAGCUGAAGCGGUGGGUGCAGCUGGUCAUCUUGUCCUGCAGAGACCAUCUCCCCACAGAGUCUAGGCUGGCUGCUGCUGAGGUCCUCACCAGCGUCACACCCCUGGUCCUCACCAACCCCUGUCUAGUUCUUGACUUGCAGGACACACUUGCUCUCUGGAGAUGUGUCCUGAUCCUCCUACAGAGUGAAGAGCAAGCCGUACGAGAUGCAGCCACGGAAACUGUGACGACUGCCCUGUCACAGGAAAACACCUGCCAGGCAACAGAAUUCGCCUUCUGCCAAGUGGAUGCCUCCAUUGCUGUGGCCCUAGCCUUGGCUAUCCUGUGUGAUCUGCUCCAGCAGUGGGACCAGCUGGACCCUGGAUUGCCCAUCCUGCUGGAAUGGCUGUUGGGAGAAGGCGAUGACCCUGUGGGCUAUGUGGAGAGUGCACAUCAGGGAGAAGAUGACUACCUGUUUGAAAAAUCAGAAGUCAGCUUUUGGGCAGAGACCCUGACCUUCCUGAAACACCUCUAUAGGCAAGUCCUGCAUCUUCUCUGCAAGUCAGGCUGGCGUCCUCCUAGCUCUGAGAGGCUAGGUCACCUGCAGAGGACCGUGUCAGAACAGCAACAUCUCCUCUCUCAGCUCUUCAGAGAGCUUCCACCCGCUGCUGAGUUUCUGAAGACAGUGCAGUUCACAAGACUGCGCAUUCAAGAGGAAAGGACGUCAGCUUGCUUGAGGCUGCUGAACUUUCUUGAGGGAAAAGAAGAAGCAGCUCCCCUGUUCUCAGCAUCUCAGACUCUCCUGCAGAAACAAGUCACUUAACUCUCCCAAGAAUUGAAGCAACUUGUUAAAGAAAGGUUGGUGGGGUGGGGAGUGGAGAAGUGGGCUGUUACUCCACUAAAUCUGCAAGGAACACAUCAAACAUAAAUUCAGAUUUUUUUCUCCCUUGUGCCUCUCCUUCUGUGAGUCUCGGCUCCUGUUACUUCCUACAGAGGGAUUUUUCUACAGUUCAUUCAUUCAAGGCAGCAGGGUUUAUUGCAGCUACUGUAGGAAGUGAGGCUACCAUGUUGAAUAAUUACUCCAUCCCCAGGUGCAGGCCACCUGCAGGCCUGAGUUACCCUUUCUGCCCAGCAUUUUCUGUAACUUGACUACACAAAAAUAGAUUGUAACACACAUAUCCCCUAUUUUUUUUACUAGCUAUGUGGAGGGGCUAGAUUAGUUGGCAGACACCCAUUUAGUCAGAUUUUUAAAUUUCAUUUUAGUAAAGCAGAAAUAUAUUCCAAAUGUUGGAUCCUGGGAGAAUUAAAGAAGGAUCAACCUCGUGCAAAUAAUUUAUUUUUAUUGUCUGUAUGUGUAAGUCCUUCAGUGGCCUACACAUUCCAUCCUAAUAUUAAAAGCACCACUGAGAGUUGCUCUUAUCUCCCUCCCUCAAAAAUACAUGGUAAUGCUACGAAUGAUUUCGCCACCCGUGAAGCACAGUCUCUUAGCUGUUAGAAGGAACCUGGAGAAAGGAGAGACAGAUAUUAUUCAU
Molecule: messenger RNA, 6690 nt
Organism: Fukomys damarensis (Damara mole-rat)
Lineage: Eukaryota; Metazoa; Chordata; Mammalia; Rodentia; Bathyergidae
Gene: Thada
Product: THADA armadillo repeat containing
Exons: 38
Coding region: 177-5981 (1934 amino acids)
Biological process (GO): tRNA methylation
Cellular component (GO): cytosol
Source: RefSeq, a predicted model, not a curated record